AUGCACCGCGCUGGCGUUACUCCGGAUGAUUACAUAUUCGCGAAUAUUUUGCAUGGUUACGUAAAAUGCAGGUUACCAGAUGAGGUGGCGACAACUCAGGAUGUAAUGUCCAAACUGCAUUAUUGGCCGUCCACGUUGGCGACAGAACAUCUUCUAUAUGCGUAUGCAGACCUUGGAGACAGCACGAGUCUGUUGGAACUACUUCAAGAAAGUUUGGCCAAAACGGAUGCCCCAUUUCCUCCACGAGUUUUCGCUGAUCUGUACGCUAGGCUAGCGAUGACCCCAAACUUUAACGAGAAUGAGCCUGCGGCCGUAGAGCUUUUAUCGCUGCUAGCUCAACGCGAUCAGCGGUUUGACGACUUCAGACUCGGCUUACCCUUGGGAAAAUUGAUAUCUUCGGGCCACAUCGCAGCCGCCGUAAAUAUGCUUAAGGCAACCCAACCCCAUAACUUCUCUCCGCGCUUCUUAGCCUCUUUUCCUGAACUGCUUGCCCAAGGAAAACACUCUCACGAAUCGCUGGUGCGGUUGUGGUCGGCAUCUAACAGUUUGCCCCGGAUGUUCGAACUGGUGCGUUUUAUGCCUACGGAGAGCAUGCUACUGACUUUGAAGUGUAACUUACCUAUUCGACCGGAGUCUCUCUGGAACCUGACAAAUUUCAUCGUCCGGCAUGUUGUCCGCCAGAAGGAUCGCGAACGCCUUUUGGAAGUUGGCAAAAUUCUCGCUAAACAAAAGCCCCACCUCCACUAUAUGCUUGUUGUCCCAAGACUGCUGACAAUGGGCAUGACACCAGACGAGAUAUUUUCACACUACCAAAGUAAAGAGCUGGCUUCCUCGAGUGCAUUAGGUUGCAUUAUCAAAGAAUUAUGUCCCGCCAUCGAAUUCACUAGCGAUUCGGAUCCAGCGACGUCGGCGACCAACCUGGACGAGGCGAAGGCACUGGUCUCCAAAUUUACCUCAUCGAACCUGCUGCCUUUUACUGGCUAUUUGUCUUUUAAUAGUAGUCCCGCGCUAAUGUUGCUGCGUGGCGCCCUUCGUCAUUCCUUUGAGAAGGCCUCUUCUGGCGAUGGUGCAGGGAAAAUUUCUCAGGCUAAACUUGACGACUGGUUAGAAAUCCUACUCCAGUGUUUCCCCAAGGAGAGACAGCCGAUCUUGGCGGGAGCCCUCCUUCGGACGUGUCUCGAAAUUCCACAGCCUCGUGAAGCAGAGACUGUGACGUCUGCUGAGCAGCCGAAAAAUCGGCCCCUCUUCGUCGAUCCACAGAUCCGCAAGAAUCUAACCAUGGGUCUGUCAAGGUUCUUCUCGAAGAAGGCCCACUCCCUCGGAUUAUUCGCGUCAUGGGAAAGGUCGAAGUUCGAUGUCUUAGCUCAACAGCUGCGUUCUGGAGACAUAGAAGGUCCCCUCUCUGAAAUUAGACAACUCGAAAAACCCGUCUCCGGUGAGAACAGUCAGGCGAAUUUCCUGACGAACCCGCAGCAAGACCUGCUUGAUGUUGCGCUCUCCACGGGAGCAGUCACAGCCGCCGAGAAGCAACCGGAGCAGCCCUUCUCGACCCCAAUAAGCCAACCGGCCCGCUUCAGCCCGGCGCAAUUGGAAGACUUAUUUUGGGCCCUCUGGCACGUUUCGGGCCUCCGAAGACCCAUUAUAACGGCUGUCUUUUCUGUUUGCAGGUCGGAUUUCCCCAACCUUCUUAAAUUCCUUGACAAAGUAUCUGAACAGGCAUCCAAUCUCCUCAGUAACAUCUCCCAACCUCUCCUUACCUCCAUGCUGCGACUCGACGCUAAAGGAACCCGCGAAUUUUUUGAAAAAGCCCUUCUCAAAGACACUCUUUCGAUUGCCUCGAGCGUCUCCCUGGCGCACAAUUUCAUGUCUGCUCAGGCUGAAUUCGAAAAGCAGAAGUCUUCUACCUCCGCUAGUGACACCACCACCGGUGCUGGCACUCCGCUCGGUGUCAAGGUAAUUUAG
Messenger RNA from Dibothriocephalus latus, 1962 nucleotides. NCBI's taxonomy places the organism in Eukaryota, Metazoa, Platyhelminthes, Cestoda, Diphyllobothriidea, Diphyllobothriidae. The record is from the annotation of a GenBank genome assembly.